Conger conger (European conger) is the source of this 1785-nucleotide messenger RNA. RefSeq names its product GINS complex subunit 4 (Sld5 homolog) (gene gins4). The coding region runs from base 265 to 933 and encodes 222 amino acids. The record is from RefSeq and is a predicted model, not a curated record. NCBI's taxonomy places the organism in Eukaryota, Metazoa, Chordata, Actinopteri, Anguilliformes, Congridae. Gene Ontology annotation, biological process: DNA-templated DNA replication; double-strand break repair via break-induced replication. Gene Ontology annotation, cellular component: GINS complex. The transcript has 7 exons.
UGUAGGUGGCGCGAAAAUUUCGGCGGAAGUUUGCGAAAUGAACUAGUGUGUAUGGUAUUCUGUUUUGUUUUUUAGCGUACUGUAAUCAAUUUCACUUAAAGCUUAAUCCUGAAGUACAUUUGUACAAAGCAAUACAAAUAACGAACGGGGUGUGCUAGGGAGCUAAACCACCGUAUUAAUAUGUGAUGAAAACUUGUUAUCCAGUGGCUUUAGGCUUUUGAGUAAGUUACCCAUUUCGUAAGGUAUUGUUAGCUAUCUUACAGAAUGUCGGACGCGUUGUCUGAAGCAAGCGACUUGAGUGCAGAUGACAGUCAGGAUGUUAUGACCCCGGCUGAGCUCAUUGCUAAACUCGAAGAGGCCUGGCUGAAUGAGAAGUUCUCCCCAGAGCUUCUGGAGAACAAGUCUGAGAUUGUGGAGUGUGUGAUGGAGCAGCUGACUCACAUGGAGGAGAAUCUGCAGCGCGUGCGGAAGGGAGACGUGAAGGCCAGCAUCCACCGCAUGGAGAUCGACAGGAUCCGCUUCGUCCUCAGCAGCUACCUCCGCUCUCGUCUGCAGAAGAUAGAGAAGUACUUCCCACACAUCCUGGAGAAGGAAAAGUCACGGGCAGAGGGAGAUCCCUCAUUCCUUUCUCCUCAGGAAUUUGCCUUUGCUAAAGAGUACCUGGCCAACACAGAAACAUAUUUGAAGGCCGUGGCACUGAAACACAUGCCCCCCAAUCUACAGACUGUGGAUAUGCUGAAAGCAGUACCUGAGCCCGGCCUGGACUCCUUUGUGUUCCUGCGUGUGAAGGAGCGUCAGGAGAACAUCCUGGUGGAGCCUGAGACGGAUGAGCAGAGGGAGUAUGUUGUUGACCUGGACGAAGGCUCCCAGCACUUGAUGCGGUACCGCACAAUAGCACCCCUGGUGGCCAGUGGGGCAGUGCAGCUCAUAUAGAAAUGGAUGUAAUCUGGACCGAGACCCCACUCUCUUCCUGCCCUGCCUCCAAACACACACUGUGACGCUGUUUGGAAAGGCUGGCAAAGUGCGCUGCAACUGGCCAUGUAUUAUGAGGAACAUAAAGCAAGAUUUACCCAUCACAUUGGCAGGACUUUAAAUGGCUCAUUUUCUUGGGGUUUUGUUCAAUUAAAAACCUACCCAUGUGUUGCUAGCCUUUCCUCCUCAGCACAGGAGGAAAAGUGAUGUGCCCAAAUGAGGCAGAGGCAUUUCCUGUAGUUAAGGAAGCUGUCACUAUGAGAAUGACAUAGCACUUGAAAUGUGCUUGACUAGGGAUCAAAAUAUGUUUUUGUGGUUUAGAGCUGGCAUGCACUGCUUCAUAUCUUGAAGUCACAGUGUUUUUCAACACCCUUUCUUAUUAAUGAUAGAAUACGUGUUGGAUUACAGAAUAGUUGUUUGCUGCCAACAUUGAUUUUCCAUAUAUACUAGAAUCUAUGGCUUGGCUCCAGAGUCCUCCAUAUAGAACCAGUCACAUGUUACCCGAGUGCCCUUUCAACUGCUCUGAAGAGGACAGUGGGACAGAGAUGUGGAGAUGCCAGCAUUGAGAAUAGUGACAGGGAAUGGCCUUGUCUUUAUCAUGUAGUGGAGGCUUCCGUCAAAUUCAUAAAUCAGGAGAAUGCAGUUUUCAUCAACCUACUGUUCCUGUAGGACCUUGAUUAUGAAUGUAAAACCUUAAAGCCUGAUUUUUUUUGGUUUUCAGUGUUUGAAAUUUCAUUUUCUCUUGGUGUGUGCAUGUUAUGACAUUUAUAUUUUCAAUAAAAUAAAAUAAAAAACCCUUAUUUUUUCACUUAA